GUUCCCCGUUUACAAAUGUCAUUGUUUAGCUGUCGAAGAUGAAGCAUUAGCUAGUGUUAGAAAUGGAAGUGACCCUGUCUCGAUCUCUUUGUAUUAAUCUCCAUUCUUUCUCUCCAAAUCCCUUCAAUAAUGGCGACCACAACAAUAAACAUUUCUUCAAAAUCAUGGCCUGCAUGCCAACUCCAUACCCCAAAAGAUACCGCAAAAGAAUUCCCAAAUAUCAGAAAAAGAAACUUAAACGAUUCAAAGAAAAAGAUGCAUUUCCAGCUUCAUUACCACUUCAUUCAAAAAACCCAGGAGCAAUUUGCGAAGACAUUCAAAAAUUUGCCAGAGAAAACAAGCUUAAGGAAGCUCUUACCAUUAUGGAUUACUUAGAUCAGCAAGGCAUUCCAGUUAAUGUCACUACUUUCUCUUCCCUUAUUGCAGCUUGCAUUCGAUCCAAAUCUUUAGAUCAAGCAAAACAAAUCCAUGUUUUUAUUCGCAUCAAUGGGUUUGAAAACAAUGAGUUUCUGAGAACUAAACUGGUUCACAUGUACACUGCUUGCGGUUCUUUAAAAGAUGCCCAACAGGUGUUCGAUGAAUGUUCUAGUAGUAGUAGUAGCGUAUAUCCAUGGAAUGCGCUGCUUAGAGGUACUGUAGUAUCGGGUAGUAAAAGAUAUCUAGAUGUGCUUUCUACUUAUACAACAAUGCGAGAAUUAGGUGUUGAAUUGAAUGUGUAUAGUUUCUCUAAUGUUAUUAAGAGCUUUGCGGGUGCAUCGGCUCUUAGACAAGGGUUAAAGGCUCAUGCUGUUUUGGUAAAGAACGGAUUGAUUGACAGUUCAAUACUCAGGACUAGUUUGAUUGAUAUGUAUUUUAAGUGUGGUAAGAUUAAGCUUGCACAUAAAGUGUUUGAAGAAACGCUUGACAGAGAUAUUGUUUUCUGGGGUGCAAUGAUUUCUGGAUUUGCACAUAAUAGGCGUCAAUGGGAAGCAUUGGAUUAUUUUAGAUGGAUGGUAAGUGAAGGGAUGUACCCAAAUUCGGUCAUAGUAACCACAAUCCUCAAUGUGAUAGGAGACAAAUGGGCGAGAAAGUUAGGCAAAGAGAUUCAUGGGUAUGUUGUGAAAACAAAGAGUUAUUCGAAACAGUUGACAAUUCAGUCUGGAUUAAUUGAUAUGUAUUGUAAGUGUGGGGAUAUGGGUUCCAGUAGAAGGGUUUUUUAUGGCUCCAUGGAGAGAAAUGCUAUAUCUUGGACUGCUUUGAUGUCUGGUUAUGCAUCAAAUGGAAGGCUCGAGCAAGCAUUGAGAUCAGUUUCUUGGAUGCAGCAGGAAGGGUUUAGGCCUGAUGUUGUCACGGUUGCGACUAUUGUUCCAGUAUGUUCAGAAUUGAAGGCUUUGAAUCACGGCAAGGAAAUUCAUGCUUAUGCAGUUAAGAAUUUAUUCUUCCCUAAUGUCUCUGUAACGACUUCUUUGAUGAAAAUGUAUUCAAAAUGUGGGGUUUUAGAUUAUUCUGUUAAAUUGUUUAAUAACAUGGAGAGCAGGAAUGUAAUCUCAUGGACAGCGAUUAUUGAUUCAUAUGCGGAAAAUGGGUGUAUAAAUGAAGCGAUGAAUGUGUUUAGGUCAAUGCAGUUGUCAAAGCACAGGCCAGACUCGGUUGUAAUGUCAAGAAUGUUGAGUAUAUGUGCCGAAAUUAAAGCUGUGAAACUUGGGAAGGAGAUUCACGGGCAUGCCAUUAAGAAAGAUUUCGAGUCAAUCCCUUUUGUUUCAGCAGAUCUUGUUAAGAUGUAUGGGAGAAGUGGAUUGAUUGAUAAUGCAAAAUCAAUUUUCCAUGCAAUUCCUGUCAAGGGCUCAAUGGCAUGGACUGCAAUUAUAGAGGCAUACGGAUAUAAUAAUCUAUGGCAAGAGGCAAUAUAUCUUUUUCAUGAGAUGAUUUCUGGUGGUUUCACUCCCACCCAUUUCACAUUCAAAGUAGUUCUAUCAAUUUGCGAUCAAGCUGGAUUUGCAGAUGAUGCUUGCCGGAUCUUUGAAUUAAUGUCUCGAAGAUAUAAAAUUAAAGCAUCUGAAGAACAUUGCUCUAUUAUUGCGGGACUUCUUACCCGGGCUGGUCGCACUCAGGAAGCCGAAAGAUUCACAAAGAUGAGUUCUUCCUAACCAUGAAAAAAAUGUUAUUUGCCUUUUCUUUUUUACCCUUCAAGUUCUUGUAAACUCCUUUAUGUUAGUUCAAUCUAUACUCUAUAGUACUUGUGGAAGUUGUAUAGAUUUGUCAUAAUUUGUGUAUCGUAGGAAGGUAGAUGAAAGGAAAUUCUCAACUUGCCUAGAAGUGUUCAAAUUUUAAGUGCAUAUAAGCUGUUGGAACUACGAAGUCAAGUUAAUAUGAAUUUUUCUUCCAAGAGACUGGAAGAUGUAAAUCUUGGCUGAAUUCAUGUGCAGUUGAUUUUUAAUACCCAGUACACCAUUGGGCAAAA
Jatropha curcas is the source of this 2440-nucleotide messenger RNA. Its product is annotated as Pentatricopeptide repeat (PPR-like) superfamily protein. Gene Ontology annotation, biological process: RNA modification. The record is from RefSeq and is a predicted model, not a curated record. NCBI's taxonomy places the organism in Eukaryota, Viridiplantae, Streptophyta, Magnoliopsida, Malpighiales, Euphorbiaceae. Gene Ontology annotation, molecular function: RNA binding; protein binding.